Messenger RNA from Nannospalax galili (Upper Galilee mountains blind mole rat), 1338 nucleotides. RefSeq names its product geminin coiled-coil domain containing (gene Gmnc). Gene Ontology annotation, biological process: negative regulation of DNA replication; negative regulation of cell cycle. NCBI's taxonomy places the organism in Eukaryota, Metazoa, Chordata, Mammalia, Rodentia, Spalacidae. The transcript has 6 exons. The record is from RefSeq and is a predicted model, not a curated record. Gene Ontology annotation, cellular component: nucleus. Bases 1 to 1338 code for a protein of 445 amino acids.
AUGAAGAGAACACUAAUGCAUGUUUCGAAUCUCAUCAUCAAAGCUCCCUCAUGCAACAGAGGUCCAGGAACACAAAAGGUGACAAGUUACCAGAAUGCAGAGAGCUACUGUGUGAGUGACAGUGGCUUAGGCUGGGUGGCUCCAGGGCCACGUCACCUGUGUGGCAGCCUCACACCAAAUCAGAGGGCUGCACUCACCGGGAGCCCCAGUGUUACCCGCAGCUCCUGUGGAUUAGAACUCUCUUCUCGCUCCUCCCUGCAGUCCCAUUUAAAGCUCACUCUGGCUUUGAAGGAAAGAGUGGGCUCAAUGUCUGCAGCGUUUUCUCCCAUCUGCAAGAUGAAUACCAUUCUGCCUUGCCAAGACCAGUAUUUUGUAAGAAGCCAGAGUUAUAAUUGCCCGUAUUCCACUACAACGUCAGAAUCUAGUGUUGACGUUUCCAAGGAGACUUGGGUCUCUUUCUGGGCUGCUGGUCUCCUGGACAACAGUGAGACCCAACAAGCACCACAGGCACAGGAAUCCUCCUGCGACUUGAAUUUCCCUGUUCUGGAAUCAUGUUCAUGGGAAGAGGCACAACUUUCCUCUCAGCUCUACAGAAAUAAACAGCUCCAAGACACUCUGGUACAGAAGGAGGAAGAACUUGCUAGGCUACAUGAAGAGAAUAAUCACCUCAGACAAUACCUGAAUUCUACUUUGGUUAAAUGUCUGGAAGAAAAAGCCAAGAAAUUGCUGUCAUCAGAUGAGUUCUCCAAAGUGUAUGGAAAAUUCAGAAAAGGGAAGAGGAAACCCAAAGAGCAGAGACAUUUUCCUGCUGAGAUUCCCCAGUCCAAAACUGCCAAGAGAAACCUCUCUAGGGAGUUCUCUGAUGGUGAAGAACAAACUGGGCCCUGUGUGGACCCCUGGGUUCUUCAAACUCUUGGGUUGAAAGACCUCAACACCAUUGAUGACACACUACCAGCUAACUACAGUGCCCUCCCCUGUCAUCCCAGAACAUUCCCCAGUACAUCCUCCCAGUUUCUGCAUGAUGCGGUUGGUUAUGCAACUGCCACCAGAGACGUGCAGCUUGACUAUGGAGGUGACAGUAUACUCACUUCACAGAGCACUGCCAGCCACCAGGAAGAGCGUCACUAUUUUCCUCAGCUUUCCAAUUCUCCAGCAGAGGUGCAAACUUUUCCUUACCACACUGCUGAUGUGUCACCCAACAAGACAGAGGUGGCCUUUUCCACAUCUCUGAGCCCUCACUGCAAUGUGAAAACUCAUUCCUUCCACCAGGGACAAGCUUUUGUGCGUCGAGAUGUGGAGGGAGGCUGGAAGUUUACCUGGGUCCCAAAGCAGGUUUAG